AUGAAACAUCUGGAGUCGUUUACCGGAUCUGGUGCAAUUGCGGACAAAGCAACUACGUCGGAGAAACUGGAAGACUGCUCCGAACGCGAAUUGCCGAACACGCGGCAGCGGUACGGAGGAAUGACGCCAACUCUCAAGUCGCGGCCCAUUCGACGAGACCCGGCCACACACGAUGAGGCCGAAAUUCUCGCGACAGUGGAUAAUCGUGUGAGCCGCGAGUUGCUUGAGUCAUGGUUCACGGGGCCUCAAUCAAUCAACAAGUGCAACGACAUGUCCACUCCAUACUCCGUGCUGAGGCAUAGGCUGGCCAAGGUAAUUGACCACUCGGGGCGCGCGCAAGCCGGUGAGCCAGAUGGCCGAGCAAUCAUCACGCCAGCAUCCAACACGGGUGAUGACAUCUCGGUAAUUAACAACUGGCAUGCCGACCAGCAAGCAAUUAGCGCACCAGCGGGCAACGAUCCUUCAUGA
This is a messenger RNA of Spirometra erinaceieuropaei, 468 nucleotides long. The record is from the annotation of a GenBank genome assembly. Lineage: Eukaryota; Metazoa; Platyhelminthes; Cestoda; Diphyllobothriidea; Diphyllobothriidae.